This is a messenger RNA of Sinocyclocheilus grahami, 1869 nucleotides long. Its product is annotated as zinc finger and BTB domain-containing protein 45-like. Gene Ontology annotation, biological process: regulation of transcription by RNA polymerase II. The record is from RefSeq and is a predicted model, not a curated record. The transcript is spliced from 5 exons. Lineage: Eukaryota; Metazoa; Chordata; Actinopteri; Cypriniformes; Cyprinidae. The coding region runs from base 22 to 1782 and encodes 586 amino acids. Gene Ontology annotation, molecular function: RNA polymerase II cis-regulatory region sequence-specific DNA binding; DNA-binding transcription factor activity, RNA polymerase II-specific; protein binding.
CACGGGGCGUCUGGUCGGGUCAUGGCUUCGGGUUCGGAGGCCGUUCACUACAUCCACCUGCAUAACUCCAGUCAGUCUGUGCUGGAGGCCCUGAGGUCUCAGCGGCGUAAAGGUCUGUUCUGUGACGUGACGGUGCGCAUCCACGACGCGUCUCUGCGGGCUCACGCCUGCGUUCUGGCGGCCGGCAGCCCCUUCUUCCAGGACAAGCUGCUGCUAGGUCACUCUGAGAUCUCGGUGCCACCGCUGGUUCCCGCAGAGACGGUCAAGCAGCUGGUGGACUUCAUGUACAGCGGCUCGCUGGUGGUGCUCCAUUCGCAGGCGCUCUGCAUCCUCACCGCCGCCUCCAUCCUGCAGAUCAAGACCGUGAUCGAUGAGUGCACGCAGAUCAUCUCGCAGAGACGUGCCGCCGCCGGGGCCACCCUGCCCAAGCAGGAGGAGAAGAGCUGCGAGAGCACCGCGCCGCUGCAGGGCUUCGCCUACGACUGCGGCUCCGACAUGACGGCCGUGCUGGGGGGCGGGGCUCCAGGGGACGGGGGCGGAGUCAGCGCACUGAUGCCCCUCGGCGAGGUUGGGGCCAUGUGCAGAGGGGAGGGGCUGGGAGGGGCCAUGUGUCGAGGAGAUGGGAUGGGUGUGGCAGGGGGUGUGGUCAUGUGCAGAGGGGAGGGGCUGGGUGUGUCUGGGGGCGGGGCUAUGCUGAAGCCCACCAGCUGCUCGCAGGAGAUGGGCUACAUGCUGAACGCGGAGCGCGGCGCAAGCUCAGCGAACGAGAACAUCGCGGCGAACGAGCGCGACGGAGGGGCAGAGUACAGCGGCGUGGGGGAGGAGCUGGUGGGCGGGGUGGAGCACUUCAGUGAAGACGAGGAGAGAGACGCGGACCGAGACGCCGAGAGAGACCGGCAGACACCGCACACGCGCAAACAGAGACAGCCACUGAGACUGCAGGUGCUGGGUGGAGAGCAUGUGGUGGUGAAGAACGAGGGUGUGCAGGAUGGAGACGGUCUGUUUGAGAUGGACGAGAGAGGAAACACAGCGCAUCAGCCCGCCUACGCACAGGGCGGCUUCUACGAGGACUCGGCCGUGUUCUCGGGUGGUUUCUGGCCUCAGGCGGAUCCGCAGGUGUCUCUGGGCUCAAAUCCUCGCGGCAGGGUCACCAAACCCCCGUCUCCGCCGCCGGCCUCCCAGAACCUCAGCAGCCAGAUGCUGUUCCAGUUUCCUACCAGCGAAUCACAGCAGCCGUCCUUCUUCGUGGGCGGACCCAUGGUGAUUGACAGCCUGGCUGAGUCGUGCCAGCAGGCCCCGCCCCCCACCUCCCUGACCCCGGCUCCGCCCCCCUCCACCCCAGCAUGCCUGGCGGGGCCCAGCUUCGCGCCGCAGGGCUCAGAGACGUCCUUCGACUGCAGCCACUGCGGGAAAUCACUGCGCUCCCGCAAGAACUACAGCAAGCACAUGUUCAUCCACUCCGGUCAGAAGCCGCAUCAGUGCAGCAUCUGCUGGCGCUCCUUCUCUCUGCGUGACUAUCUGCUGAAGCACAUGGUGGUGCACACGGGUGUGCGUGCGUUCCAGUGCUCCGUCUGCAGCAAGCGCUUCACGCAGAAGAGCUCUCUGAAUGUUCACAUGCGCACACACCGUGUGGAGCGCACCUUCACCUGCGGCGUCUGCCACCGCGCCUUCACCCACCGCACGCUGCUCGAGAGACACGCCCUGCAGCACCACACGCCCACCAAACCACCCACCAAUCACCUGCAGCAGGGCGGCGCCAGCGGACCCGGCUCCGCCUCCUAGAGACAGGGACGACCGUCGGGGGAGAGAGGAGGCGCAAUCCCAGGAGCUUUAACACUCGCACACUCACACUCACUCUCUCACACACAC